UCUUCAGAGCACAAAAAUGUCAGCUUCACAAGACAGCAUGAACGCCACUUCCCAAAACACACCUAUAAAUCUUCAAAAUUACCCCAUACCACUCUCCCCUCCAUUGAAUCCACUAUCAAAGGAGAUGGAACUAGCUAGAGCUAUGUCUGCUUCUUCAAGAUCAAGUCUUUUUGCUUUGUCUAAAAGUGAUGUUUUAUAUCAAGAUAAGUGGCUUAUUGCUGUUAACAAGCCUCAAGGUGUUUAUUGUGAGACAGUGUUGGACUCUGUCCCUCAAGUUCUUGAUUGCUUGGUUGAGUCAUCUGGACUCGAUGAAGGUCCUGUGGCGAGGCCAGAGCUCCAUCUUGCCAAUCGACUUGAUCGUGAUACAAGUGGUGUGAUGGUUAUUACAAAGUUGCAUAAAGUAGCUUCGAAGCUUGUAAAGGCAUUUACCGAUCACAAAGUUAGGAAAACAUACAUUGCUCUGUGCAUCGGUUCAGCUCCAAAAUGGGAAAAGAUUACUAUUAAAUCAGGUCAUGGUCGAUCAAAGUUUGGAGCGUUUCGCGUGUAUGCGGCAUCAGAUGUGGGCCGAUCAUUGCCAGGUGGGUCCACAGUUAAGCACAUGGAAACUUCGUUUGAAGUACUGUCAAUAAAUGGGCAAGGGAGCUUCAGAGAGCCAUCUGAAUUUAACAGUGAUAACAUUUUAGUUGUUGAAGAAAAAGCUGUGAUAGAUACUGAUGCAAAGAAAGAUGAGAUUUUGGUAAGAGCGUUUCCUCGGAGUGGAAGAACACACCAAAUCCGCUUGCAUUCUCAGUAUCUUGGAAUUCCUAUAAGGGGGGAUGUGAAAUAUGAGGGUGUGUGUGAGUGGAAGGGAAGAACAUAUGACGGCCAUGAACUUCAUGCAGAGAGCUUGUCUCUUGAGCAUCCUGUUACUGGUCAGCCCCUAAUGUUUCGUGCACCUAUGCCUGUGUGGGCUACCCAGAUGGUUUAGCCAUUGUAAAAUUAAAUAGGCCUCCUUUAAAUUCUUUCUAGAAGUUCUGGCUUUGGAAGAUCCCUGGCAGUUCGUGAGAUGAUAGAACCAUACUGAUUACUUAAUUCAUUGGUAGGGUGGGAAAUGCACAGAUGGGAUCAUUUAUACAGGUUUUUCCCCCAUAUACUCGAACAGGAGUACAGGGCAUUGAGAAGAUAUCACAGCCUUCAUUUUGGUUAGCUUCAAUGAGUUGUUUUUAAAAUGGGAUUUUGAGGUGCGAAGCACAUGCGAGGACUUAACCAUGCAUAGCUAAUGAUGGAAAUCUCCUUAUCGUUAGACAAUGUUCUUUCUUGAGGAAAAACUAAGACAAAGCCAUUUGCGUCUCUUUGUGUGUCAAUUAUAUUGCUUUGCAAUUCUUCUUCUUUUCAAUCCCUGAACAGGAGAAGAGGCAACAGAUCAACGCAGCCUGUUACAAUAAAAAGCCAGGAUAUGAAUACAAUCAGGUUCAUAAACCCAAAUCUUUAUGUUUCAAAUUUGAAAAGGAUAGGGAGAGAUUUCAAGCUCAAUUACAGUAUUUCAUCUGAUUUUGUUCUCCAUGAAUAUAUGUUUACGGUGUUUGGAGUUGCGGCAAUAACAUCUAGGGUCAACAAACUGCAUUCAUAGUGUUAUAUGCCAUCCUCCAACUUUGAGUUCUAACGUCGUCCUUUGCCUUCCAAGGGCGCCAUAGUCUGACAUCAAGAGCUCUUAUAGUAGAGUUAGCAGAAAUUCGAAACAUUUUGGCUUUCUAUAUUUACUCUAUUUCGUAUAUUUGAAGAGUGGUUGAUUGCAACUAUGAUGAAUAAUUUAACAUGACUUCCAGUUUUAGACUACAAAAUUGCUUUGAAGUUUGAUUUAAUGACUAUUCUUGCACUACUUCAACUA
Molecule: messenger RNA, 1867 nt
Organism: Populus euphratica (Euphrates poplar)
Lineage: Eukaryota; Viridiplantae; Streptophyta; Magnoliopsida; Malpighiales; Salicaceae
Product: Pseudouridine synthase family protein
Exons: 2
Coding region: 17-967 (316 amino acids)
Biological process (GO): enzyme-directed rRNA pseudouridine synthesis
Molecular function (GO): pseudouridine synthase activity; RNA binding
Source: RefSeq, a predicted model, not a curated record